Teleopsis dalmanni is the source of this 2406-nucleotide messenger RNA. RefSeq names its product transmembrane protease serine 9-like. The record is from RefSeq and is a predicted model, not a curated record. Gene Ontology annotation, molecular function: serine-type endopeptidase activity. Gene Ontology annotation, biological process: proteolysis. Lineage: Eukaryota; Metazoa; Arthropoda; Insecta; Diptera; Diopsidae. Bases 94 to 2331 code for a protein of 745 amino acids. The transcript has 12 exons.
GUGCGGUUUAAAGUGUGUUUAUAUAAUUGAAAGAGUAAUGAAAUAAUUUUUAUAUUCUCAAAUUAAGAAUUAAAAUAGUUUUAAAAAGAAUAAAUGAUCGAUAUGAGAUCGUACAAGCACCGAUAUUUUUUUGAAGUUAUUGGGGUAUUAAUUACUUUAAGCUCCAUUGCAAAUGCAGAGCAAUCCUGUUUUACCCCAUCUGGCUUAUAUGGCAAUUGUGUACCUAUUCGCUCCUGCGUUAAAGUCGUCAACGAACUAUUAAGAUUCGGUAAAAAUGCACCACAAAGUUAUAGAGAACAAUUGAUACAAUCUCAGUGCACUGGAUCAACGCUAGAUAAUUUUAGCGAUAAUAUAAGCAUCUGUUGUGCUUCUACCGAUAAUAGCGUUAGCAUCAGUGAGCGACUAACAGAUUCAGGCGGCAUAAAUCAGAGAGGCCUCGAUCUUCUCCACUCGUUAAAGUGCGGUAUAAAAAAAUUUAUUCGUAUUGCUGGUGGUACACCAGUACCAUUGGGUAAUUACCCUUGGCUGGCGUUGUUACGGUAUGAAGCAAACACGAAUCCAUUCAAAUGUGGUGGUUCUUUAAUAACUCAUCGUCAUGUCAUAACUGCAGCACAUUGUGUUGUUAAGUUUCAAUUUAAUAUAGUCGAUGUACGUUUAGGUGAACAUGAUAUAAACACGGAUUCAGAUUGUGGCCGAAACGGCAAAAGAUAUGUAUGCAUGCCAUCCUCUAAAAGUUAUGGCAUUGAAAAAAUUACCGCACAUCCAGAUUACGAUAGCAACACAUAUUUAAAUGAUUUGGCCAUCAUUACUUUAGAUCGUACAGUUAAUUUCAACAAACAUAUCAAACCAAUUUGUUUACCCAUAACUCCAAGUUCAUUAGUAAUUGCAAGAGAUCAGGAAUACAUCAUUGCUGGUUGGGGUAUUACAGAGAAUGGCACAACAUCUCCAAUACCAUUGAGAGCAAACGUUCCUCACCGUGAUAAUGAUUACUGUACACAAAUUUACAGAGGCUUAGAGAUUGCAAGGCAACAAAUUUGCGUUGGUGGUGGAAGUAAUAUUGAAACAUGCACUGGUGAUUCUGGUGGCCCAUUGUUCUUUAAUGCAAACUACAGAGGUACAAUAACUCGAUAUGUACAAUAUGGAGUUGCGUCACUAGGCGGUGUUGGUUGCGGUCGUGUUACGUAUCCUGGUAUUUUUACAAACUUGAAAGAAUUCAUUCCAUGGAUUACAAAUGUCAUCGCAAUGAUCGAUAUGAGAUCGUACAGGCACCGAUAUUUUUUUGAAGUUAUUGGAGUAUUAAUUACUUUAAGCUCCAUUGCAAAUGCAGAACCAUCGUGUUUUACGCCAACUGGGUCCUAUGGCAAUUGUGUACCUAUUCGCUCCUGCGUUAAAGUUGUCAACGAACUAUCGAGGUUAGGUGAAAAUACACCACAAAGUUAUAGAGAACAUCUGAUACAAUCUCGUUGUACUGGACCAACGCCAGAUGAUAUUUAUAUUUGUUGUGAUUCUAAUGAAGAUGAUUAUGAAAAAUCCUUAAACCCAAACGGAUUGCAACUUUUAAAUGAACUUAAGUGCGGUCAUGUGGCUGCGAGGGGAACCAAUCUAGGUGAAUCUCCCUGGAAUGCUUUGUUAAAGUAUAAAUCUUCAGAAAAACCAUAUAAAUGUGGAGGUUCUUUAAUAACCCAUCGACAUAUAUUAAGUGCUGCACAUUGCUUGGUGGUAGACAUUAAUAUUGUUGGUGUACGGCUUGGUGAGUAUGACAUAAAUACAGAUCCUGAUUGUCAAAGAAAGGGACGUAGAACUAUAUGUAUGCCUCCUGCUGUCGACUAUGGCAUUGAAAAAAUUAUAGUACAUCCAUAUUAUAGUAGACAAGCAUUUAUUAAUGAUAUUGGAUUAAUUAAAUUGGAUCGUGAUGUUGAAUUUAACAUACAUAUAAAGCCCAUUUGUUUACCAAUAACUAAACGUACAGCGGACACAAAUCGUGAAAAAUACAUUGUCACUGGUUGGGGUACAACCGAAAAUGGCACAACUGCUUCAGUGUUAAUGAGAGCUGUAGUUAAGCACCAAGAACCUAAAUUUUGUCAAGAAUUGUUCAAGAAUGUGCAUAUAACUGAAAAUAAUUUAUGUGCUGGAGGAGAUACUUAUGAAGCAUGUACAAUUCAAUCUGGUGGGCCAUUGUUCUUCUUGGCACCAUAUAAGACACUAAAUCGUUAUGUACAAUUUGGGGUUCUUUCGUUUGGUAUGAAUAAAUGUUAUUCGAAGGCAUAUCCUAGUAUUUAUGCGGAUAUUAUACCUCAAAUGCCUUGGAUUACAGAAAAUUUAGUUGAGUAGUUGAGCGGUUUUGACAUGUCUAAAAUAAGUUUUUAUAAAAUUAUUUGAAUUAUAUUACUUUAUAUCACUUUAUUA